Lichtheimia ornata is the source of this 450-nucleotide messenger RNA. Its product is annotated as Grx4 family monothiol glutaredoxin. Bases 1 to 450 code for a protein of 149 amino acids. The transcript is spliced from 4 exons. Lineage: Eukaryota; Fungi; Mucoromycota; Mucoromycetes; Mucorales; Lichtheimiaceae. The record is from RefSeq and is a predicted model, not a curated record.
AUGAACUUUUUCCGUGCAGCCACUCGUACCUCCUCUCUUUUGCGUCCUACCAUCAAUGCUCGUGCCAAUGCUCCCAUGUGGGCUCGUUGGCUCUCGGAUGAUUUGCGUAAGAAGCUUGAUCAGGAUGUCAAGUCCAAGGACAUUGUUUUGUUCAUGAAGGGUACUCCUGAGCAACCCAUGUGUGGUUUCAGCCGGGCGGCCGUUCAGAUCAUGCAAGUGCAAGGUGUGGACUUUGACAAGGUUCAAGCUUUCAAUGUUUUGGAGGAUCCUGAUUUGCGUCAAGGUAUCAAGGAAUACUCGGAAUGGCCCACUAUUCCCCAAGUCUACAUCAAGGGCGAGUUUGUUGGUGGCUGUGACAUUUUGCUCAAUAUGCAUCAAUCCGGUGAUUUGGAAGACAUGUUGAUCAAGGAAGGCAUUGUCCCUGAAGAAAUCGUGGAUGAUAAGCAAUAG